ACAGGGUCGGGACACCACAAUCGGAUCGGAAUCCGAUGGUUCGCAUAUAAGCGUGAUUGAAACCCCUGGACCCGGAGGGCCUCGACGACAUAUCUUCUGCGGAAUCCCUAUCACCACCGACGGCGACAUCGACAUCGACGGCGACGAUCUCAUAUCUCGCCGUCCGUUUACUAGUUGAAUUCUUAAUGUGGAUUUAGUAUACGGCCUUUGAGCAUCUUUCUAUUCAUUUUGUUAAAGAGCAAAAGAAAGAUGGGUGGGAAUCCUUUGGCUCAGGUCUCAACAUGCCCAACAGUGUUGUUUUCAUCCUUCACUACCCUCCCAUCUAGUUCCUUAAAAUGUUUUCCCCAUCAUCUUCAAUCUCAAUCACGAGGAAAAUUCACUCGAAUAAGUUGUAUGUCCGCUGAUACUGAACACAACAAACCACCCUCUUUAGAGAAGAAGAAGAAUCCACUUGCAGUUGUUAUGGAUGUUCCUCGGACUCUUUGGAGGAGAACAUUACGGCCGUUGAAUGAUUUUGGUUUUGGUCAUAGGAGCAUUUGGGAAGGAGGAGUAGGGUUAUUUCUAGUUUCAGGUGCAGUUAUUCUUGCUCUCAGUUUGGCUUGGUUGAGGGGUUUUCAACUGCGGUCUAAAUUCAGGAAGUACUUGGCUGUGUUUGAGUUUGCUCAAGCUUGUGGUAUUUCCACUGGAACACCAGUGAGGAUUAGAGGUGUGACGGUUGGCAAUGUUAUCCGUGUAAAUCCUUCCUUAAAAAAUAUUGAAGCAGUUGUUGAGGUUGAAGACGAGAAGACAGUUAUACCUCAAAAUUCUCUUAUCGAGGUAAACCAGUCUGGUCUUCUCAUGGAAACAAUAAUUGACAUUACGCCUCGAGAUCCAAUACCAAAUGUUUCAGUUGGUCCUCUUGACCCAGAGUGUGUCAAAGAAGGUCUAAUUGUUUGCGAUAGGCAAAAGCUGAAAGGAUACCAAGGGGUAAGUUUGGAUGCAUUAGUUGGGAUAUUUACCCGUCUUGGACGUGAAGUGGAGGAAAUUGGUGUUGCCAACACUUAUUCACUGGCUGAGCGAGUUGCCUCUGUAAUUGAAGAGGCAAAGCCACUGCUUGGAAAGAUCAAAGCCAUGGCUGAAGAUGUUCAACCUCUGCUUGCUGAGGUUCAUGAUAGUGGGUUGCUAAAGGAAGUUGAAAAUUUAACCAGAAGCCUUACCCAAGCCUCUGAGGAUUUAAGGAGAGUGCAUUCAUCUGUUAUGACCCCUGAGAAUACUGAAUUGAUUCAAAAAUCCAUAUACACACUGAUUUUCACCUUGAAGAAUAUUGAGAAUAUAAGCUCUGAUAUUCUGGGGUUCACUGGUGAUGAGACUACAAGAAGAAAUCUGAAAUUGCUUAUUAAAUCCCUCAGCAGGCUAUUGUAAGUUGAUUGAAGGUCACCAUUCGGGUUCACAACGGCUGCAUAGAUGGUAAAAAGAACAAUAUUGGUUUAGAGCAUUGAUAAUCAAUAGUAAAGUGAGAAGCUAAAGGGUGGCUAAUUCCAGUUAUUCCCCUUUUUCUUUUUUUGGUUAUUUUUUUACUGUUGCACUUGCAUAGAACUAGAGCUGUAUGUUACAUAAUGUUUGUUCACUUCAUCUGGACGAUGUUUUCCCUACCCAAUUAGGCACAUGGUUGCUUAUGCUUUUUGCCAUAGGGCCUGUUUCUAUAAAAAGUUUCAUACCAAGCUGAAAAUAUGAAUUCUGAGUGGUAGACUUGGAAAUUUAUUUGUUGUUAUGGCCCUCAGUUUCCUGUUAAAAUGUCUUCUAGGGGUAUUCUACAAAUACCGUAGAUGUCAGUUGGUAAGCUAUGUUAUUCCCAGAAGAGUUAAGAUAUGCCUUUGAAUGCCGCAGUUGGUAAGCAAUGCUAUUCCCAGAAGAGUUAAGAUAUGCCUUGGAAUGCCGUUGAAAGGUGGUUGCCGAUUAUUGUUUUGGUUCUUGAGACUAAUUUGGGGUUUACAGUCUUGUGCUGAGCAAAUUUCUUUUUGUUUGAAUGGACUUACAUGUUUAUAUUGUCAAUUUAUUUGUCCAACGUUUGCUCUUGCCCUUCCAUUCAUGGGACAGAAACUAAUUCAUGCUUGAUUUGUAGCUUGUACUUUCAUAUGUAUCUCUUCCACAUUGAUAGUAUGAUUUUGGGAUUUGUAUAAGUAGAUUUUAGUAAGGGUCUUGUUGGUUCGUGAUAAAUGUAAUAGGAAUAUUAUAUAUAUAUGUGUGUGUGUGUUUUUUGGUGAAAAUGCAUUUUCUAGGUGUAUGUAUGGGUGGACUUUGGUCGGAGGAAAAUGUGGGUCUAGAGAAAUUUGAUUAUUUAUUUAUUUAUUUAUUAUUAUUACUGUUA
Ziziphus jujuba (common jujube) is the source of this 2347-nucleotide messenger RNA. RefSeq names its product protein TRIGALACTOSYLDIACYLGLYCEROL 2, chloroplastic. Lineage: Eukaryota; Viridiplantae; Streptophyta; Magnoliopsida; Rosales; Rhamnaceae. The coding region runs from base 250 to 1401 and encodes 383 amino acids. The record is from RefSeq and is a predicted model, not a curated record. The transcript has 6 exons. Gene Ontology annotation, molecular function: lipid carrier activity; phospholipid binding. Gene Ontology annotation, cellular component: chloroplast inner membrane.